Drosophila busckii is the source of this 1443-nucleotide messenger RNA. It is a transcript of the gene HemK1, whose product is annotated as MTRF1L release factor glutamine methyltransferase. Gene Ontology annotation, molecular function: nucleic acid binding; protein methyltransferase activity. Gene Ontology annotation, cellular component: mitochondrion. Lineage: Eukaryota; Metazoa; Arthropoda; Insecta; Diptera; Drosophilidae. The transcript is spliced from 3 exons. Gene Ontology annotation, biological process: protein methylation. The coding region runs from base 80 to 1060 and encodes 326 amino acids. The record is from RefSeq and is a predicted model, not a curated record.
AGCUGUUUUUACGAUUUCGGCCAGCACGCUAACAACAAAAUUUUUAAUCAAUACAUUAGGUAAUAAGCUGACUUAAACAAUGUUUAAAUACUUGACGAGACCACUGCAUUUGGCCAGCCGCAAUGCCAUAAGAGCGCUCAGCGGUAAUGCUGCCACAACCGCAAGCUCAGGUCCAUUGAUUGAAGUUAACCAAGCGCUCAAUGGCUGGGAGAAUAAACUCAAGGACGCUGGCGUUCAGGAUACAGAGUUCAACAUCAAGUGCAUUGUGUCGCAUGUGCUGGGAAAGAAAUUCAGCACUGUACCUGAUGAUUUUGCUCAGUUGAAGUUCAACUCAGCGCAACUAGCGGACUUUGAGCGCUUCUUGGAGGCGCGCUGUGCUCGUAUGCCACUGCAGCAUAUCAUAGGAGAAUGGGACUUUAUGGAUAUUACUCUUAAAACUGCUCCAACUGUGUUUAUACCACGGCCCGAAACGGAAGAGUUUGUGCGUCUCGUUAUACAGCAAUACAAGCAGGAGAAGCAUGUCAAUAUGCUGGAAGUAGGCUGCGGCUCCGGCGCCAUGUCAUUGUCCAUGCUACAUUCCUUGCCCCAAGUAGAGUCCACAGCCAUAGAGCGUAGCAAAGCUGCAACAGCUUUGGCCUGGGAAAAUGCCAAAAUGCUAGGCUUAGACAAUAGAUUUAAAGUAUUUAAUCAUACCAUGGAGGAGGACAAGUAUAUGCCGGAUGAGCUGCAAGAUAAGCAGUACGAUUUAAUUAUAUCCAAUCCGCCGUAUGUCAAGACUGAGGAGUUUCAGUUUUUGCAUCCCGAGGUGGUGGUCUAUGAAAACCUCAAUGCAUUGGAUGGCGGCUCGGAUGGUUUGCGCAUUGCUCGCUUGGUCUUUGAGCUGGCCUGUCGUCAUUUGCGUCCUGGUGGCAAACUUUGGCUGGAGCUGGGCAACGAGCAUCCGCCGCUGGUCAAGACCAUUAUGAAUCUAAAGUAUCAGGGACGUCUCAAUUAUGUGGCCAGCUAUUAUGAUCAAUAUAAACGCGAGCGUUUUGUUGAGCUGCAAAGACCCGAAGCUUAAGUUUCACUUUCAUUAAUUAGCUUAUUGCGGACAUGAUUAAUGCAAUUAGAAUUAGUCGCAAAUGCAUUUAGCUGUGAUUUGACCUACACAUACAUACAUAUAGACCCAAACCUGCCUUGGAGGCUCAUUAUUAUAAAGUAGCAUUUUAGCUACAACAACAAUCGGAACUACAACAAAAGGCAUUUCGAAAUUAAUGCACUUAGUUUUAUUGGCUGUCAUUAUUCAAACGAAAUAAAUCCGUUGUAGUUACAACAACAACUAUAGUUGUACAACAUAAUCACAUGUUUAUGAUUUGAAGCUUUUGUGGUACAGUGGUUGAAAAAUGCUUUGCGUAUGAUGAAAGUUUUGCCUUGCUUAAAUCUAAUUACAGCUUUAAAUAAAUU